AUGGCAUUUCCAGUCAGAACUGUCACUAUCCUCACGUUACUGUUGGCAGUCCUUCUAGCUCCUCAGCUGGCAAGCGAAUCACGAAGCCAUUCAUCGGUCUUCAGUCCGAGGCCAGAGUUCUGCCGUGAAAAGGUACUUGACUUCGACCUGAUCCUGAACAUUCCCGUCAGCCGGCGCGGCAAUCUGGAAGCUCUCCGAGUAGACCGCGACGGGCACUGGAUGGGAGCCAUCAAUGCCGAGCCUGGAGAUACAGUUCAGCUCCGGGGCCCAAACGGUAUCCGCAAUGCCACAGUCACAGCCAACACGCCUCAGAAGUUCGUCUAUCGUGAGAGUCUCGGGCUACUUCAAACGAUCGAGCAUACACUGAGCUACGACUUAUUCACCGCACAUGCUGGUCAGCAGACACUUGUCAAGUACAAGCAAGAAUGGAAGGGCAACCUCUUGCUAAUCUUGCUGCGCCAAGUUCCCAGUGCAAGGAACUUUGUUGGAGAAUUACCAGCUCAGAGACCUGGUGGUGUUGAUGGUUUGAAGGAUGCGGUACUUAAAGCUCACGAAGAAGAAAGGAAGAAAUCGGCGCGGAAAGGAUAUACUUAA
Messenger RNA from Fulvia fulva, 594 nucleotides. RefSeq lists its product as uncharacterized. The record is from RefSeq and is a predicted model, not a curated record. Lineage: Eukaryota; Fungi; Ascomycota; Dothideomycetes; Mycosphaerellales; Mycosphaerellaceae. The coding region runs from base 1 to 594 and encodes 197 amino acids. The transcript has 2 exons.